This is a messenger RNA of Centropristis striata (black sea bass), 2226 nucleotides long. Its product is annotated as probable pleckstrin homology domain-containing family N member 1. The coding region runs from base 714 to 1922 and encodes 402 amino acids. The transcript is spliced from 11 exons. NCBI's taxonomy places the organism in Eukaryota, Metazoa, Chordata, Actinopteri, Perciformes, Serranidae. The record is from RefSeq and is a predicted model, not a curated record.
AACUGUAACUCUAAGCAGGAAGAUCAACACGUGGCUCCACUCUGCAGUUGUUGUGGCUUGUUGUUUUGACUGCAGCCCUUUACCUCUCUGUUUCCUAACUCAUAAUUAUCUCACUUGCUUAUCCAUAUUCAGGCUCCGUGCAUGUGAACACAGGCCAUCUUUCCCAACAGGAUGCUUGCUUCAUCCACAUGCUUCUCGACAAGGAGAGCUCAUCAUUCAUCAACAUGAAGAGGUAGCAGCUGAAUGACAAUAAACCAUUUUUAUAUUUGUCAUGGUGAAGCGUCAGCCGGCUCCCACUGUGAGAUCAGACUAAAAAAGAAACAAACUGAGGAAGCAGCUCAGUUCUCUGCAGACAGCCAACUGACAGGAAGGAAGGAACAACUACUACGCCGCGACUCUGCAAAAAACUUCUCGCCACUUUUAUCUUCAAUUCCUCUUCAAAAGCUUCAACACCUCUCGUUGUCGCUGUGGUUCUAUGGAAAUAUAAACUACACGCUGGCAGAAAGGGGGAACUAGAGCUUAGAAGCACCACCCUCUCCCUCCCUCUUCUCCAGCACACAAUAUCCUCUUUUGGACCCAACCAGCCCCCGUUUUUUCUGUUAUCUCUUUGGUUAAACACACACACACACACACUCACAGUGGGGAUGAUUGUCUGGGCAGAUGGUGCUCAGUGUGUGGACUAGAAGCUGAGAGGGACAGACUCCUCGUCCAUCAUGGGAUGCUGCAGUGUGACCCAGAGGCAUACUGGAGUCGAUGAGGUGGGCCCGGAUGAGAUCGAACUCCUGGAACUCUCUGGAGACAAUUUAGGGGUGUGGAGCCUGGGAGAAACCCGGCUGCAGCUGUCAGUGAGGAGCAGCAGCAGAGAUGAACAGCAGCAGCAGCCACUGCCACCACCACCGCCACCGCCACCACGCUACCCUUCAAUACGACACCUGCAGCAAGAGGUGGUGCUGUGGGGCAGGAGCAGGGACGAGUUGCACCAUAGGAUUUACUCCCACAAGCCAAUCAGGGAGUGGGAGGGCCAACCAGCCCACAUGUAUGGAGAGAUCAUCCACUCCUCCCUGGUGUCUCUCUACAACAGCUACACACAGGAAACCAGUGAACACUUCCUGGUGUUGUUCUCUUUCCACCUGCUGAUCCUCUCUCUGGACCACCCUCGACAAGACUUCAUUUAUGAGGGCAUCCUUCCCCUUUCUGGACUUUCCUUGCAGGCCGUGUCCCUGGACCCUGACACGUCACACUCACCACACAUGUUUGAGAUCAGCAGUCCAAUGAUGGACUCCAAGGUCUUCAUAUGCUCCAGUGCUGCAGAGUUACAGAAAUGGAUGCAACACAUAGACGACAGGAAAUAUAAGUCAAUGGCACAACCCAUGAGUCCCUCCCACUGCGCCCUCUCCUACCUGUUACCUUGUGAUGAGCACUGGAAAAGAGAAGAACUGAAAAAGUACUUACUACAAGCUCCCAUAUGGCAGUGGGAGGGCUCGCCGAUACAGCACAUGGGUCAGCCGGGGUUCAUCUCUGUCGUCCACAUUAUCAACACACAGAGACAGGGACUACAGGAAAGACUGAUGGUUCUGUUCCCUCAAGACGUCCUGCUGCUGUCAGUCGACAACAAGCGUCUGAAUAUAAGAUAUGAGGGCAGGUUGCCCCGACAGAGCAUCAAAGCUGUGGAGAGGUCGGCGCUGCCUGGACGUCUGGAGUUUGAGCUGAUAAGUGAGCUGGUGGAGAACCUGCAGAUCUCUUGUACCUGUCUGGAGGAUUAUCGGAACUGGAUGUUUCAGUUACAGCAGCCAGACAGAGACAGCCACGUUACUGUGAGUCCUACUGCACCUCCACUCAUGCCAAAGCUGCAGAGGAACAGAAAGGAGUCCCAGGAGCCGAUGAUACCAGCCGAUCAAUGUCACAUCAACGGACGCAGCUGACUCAUCUGAGUGUGGAGAAGCUUGACUGUAAUUAUAAAUCUGAAAUAACAUGUAGAUAGUAUGUACAUAUUACUUUUAUGUCUUAAUUGUGCCACAACAUGGAGACUGAGGAAAAAGAGGAGGCUCAAACGUUCUUGCCCCUUAUUUGACAUAUUUGGGUGAUUUUGUCCCUCUGAGGAACUGAAAAGAUACUAAUAGUUCCCUUUCAUGUGGCGAGAAACAGAAACAAGGUCACGACCCAGUUUUGAGCCAAACACAGCUAAAGAAAUGUUAGAAGUAGAGCCUGUAGAGCUGCAAAGGUUAU